Molecule: messenger RNA, 595 nt
Organism: Xenia sp. Carnegie-2017
Lineage: Eukaryota; Metazoa; Cnidaria; Anthozoa; Malacalcyonacea; Xeniidae
Product: pre-mRNA-processing factor 17-like
Exons: 7
Coding region: 263-595 (110 amino acids)
Biological process (GO): mRNA splicing, via spliceosome
Cellular component (GO): catalytic step 2 spliceosome
Molecular function (GO): protein binding; mRNA binding
Source: RefSeq, a predicted model, not a curated record
GCCAAUUGUUGAUGCUAAGAUUUGUUGGGGAUGUUGAGAAAGCAAAGGUUGGCAAGGGAUUGACUGUGUUUGAAGCUACAAAACAGCAAGCGGGAGAUAAGAGGAAAAGAGAGAAUAGGGAGAUCCUGGUGUGAUUGAUGGAUACAAGGGACCAUAGAGUAAGUUUGUUGAUGAAGAAACUAUUGCUAAACCAUCUGAGGAAGGGUCGACAAUACUUGAGGAGUAUGAAUUAUCAAAGAAAAACAAAUCAAAGAAAGAUGAUAUGAAACCUUCAGAAGAGAAAUCCACAUUACACAUUAAAGAUGCAUAUGACUAUCAAGGAAGAUCAUAUCUUCACAUUCCACAAGAUCUUGGCAUUAAUCUCAAGUCAGAUACUCCUCCAGAACUAUGUUUUCUACCAAAGCAACAUAUUCAUACGUGGUCUGGUCACACUAAAGGUGUUUCUGCAAUAAGAUUCCUUCCGAAAUCUGCUCAUCUUCUUCUUUCGUGUAGCAUGGAUUGUAAAAAUAAGAAACUGCAAGAUGAUAUUCAUGUAAGCGCCAACGGCUCUGUUUUUGUAAAAUCUAACAUAAGACGAGGAAUUUUAUCCAGGUAA